AGUAGUUCAGCUUGGCGAAGCUAGUCGGUUAGCUACGUUGAUCGAGGAAGUUGACUAGCCACCUUGCUAACUCGGCGACAAAUGUAUUACUGGACCAAGGGUCGCCUCAAACGUUAUUAGUCGAUUUAAAGAGACACAAAACAGGCGGGUGAUGCUGAUUUUUAAAACUGGCGUGUACAAAGACAAAUAGUGCGAUUUUAACCAAAACUAGCUAACGUCAAUUGGCUUACCGUUAGCUAGUGAGUCGGAGCUUGUAAACAAAGAGUCCCGAGCUCCACCUGUCCUCAGCAACGUUACACAUCGGGUUACACUUAACCGACUGUUUCACGUACAUCGUUGCCUUUUUAUUAGCAUUGAACCAACUCUCAGAGAUGGAUUUAAAGACAGCAGUGUUUAACGCAGCAAGGGACGGUAAACUCCGGCUGCUUCAGAAACUGUUAGAGAACAAAGAUGGACACGAGGUGACCAAGUUGAUGGGCGAGAAGACAAACGGGGCCACCCCGCUCCUGAUGGCGUCCAGGUACGGUCACCUGGACCUGGUAGAGUAUCUGCUGGAGUGCUGCAGCGCUCCCGUUGAGGUCGGUGGGUCCGUGAACUUUGACGGGGAGACCAUCGAGGGAGCGCCUCCCCUUUGGGCAGCCUCUGCGGCGGGUCACCUGAAGGUGGUCCAGUCCUUGCUGGGCCACGGAGCAUCUGUGAACAGCACCACCCUGACCAACUCUACACCACUGAGGGCAGCUUGCUUUGACGGCCACCUGGACAUUGUGAAAUACCUGGUGGAGCACAAAGCUGACCUGGAGGUGGCCAACAGACACGGCCACACGUGUCUCAUGAUUUCCUGCUACAAAGGACACAAGGAGAUAGCACAGUAUCUCUUGGAGAGAGGCGCAGACGUCAACAGGAAAAGUGUAAAAGGAAACACAGCACUUCAUGACUGUGCAGAGUCGGGCAGUCUGGAGAUCAUGCGGAUGUUACUGCAGUUUGGAGCAUCCAUGGAGCAGGACGGCUAUGGCAUGACGCCUCUGCUCUCUGCCAGCGUCACAGGACACACUAACAUUGUGGAUGACCUGACGACACAUCCGCAGACAAGCCACACAGAGCGCGUCGAUGCCCUGGAGCUCUUGGGUGCCACAUUUGUUGACAAGAAGAGAGACCUGCUCGGAGCUUUGAAAUACUGGAAAAGAGCCAUGGACCUCAGGUACAUGGACAGUAACAACAUUGUCCAUAAACCAGAACCCAAGCAGCUAAUCAUGGCAUAUGACUACGCCAGGGAGGUAACAAAUGGAGAAGAGCUGGACGGGCUGAUAUCUGACCCGGAUGAGAUGCGCAUGCAGGCACUGCUCAUCCGUGAAAGAAUCCUCGGCCCACAACAUCCAGACACGUCUUAUUACAUCCGUUACAGAGGCGCCGUCUACGCUGACUCUGGGAACUUUGAGCGCUGUAUCAAUCUGUGGAAGUAUGCAUUGGACAUGCAGCAGAGCAACCUGGACCCCCUCAGCCCCAUGACAGCCUCCAGCCUGCUGUCAUUCGCUGAACUCUUCUCCUUCAUGCUGCAGGACAGAGCCAAAGGGCUUCUGGGGACAUCGGUGUCAUUUGAGGACUUGAUGGGGAUCCUUUCCAAGAGCGUGUUGGAGAUUGAGCGGGCCGUUAAACAAAAUGGACCGAUGCCUCCUGACCCUGCACAGCUCAGCAAAGCCCUGUCAAUCAUCCUGCACCUUAUUUGUCUCUUAGAGAAGGUGCCUUGUACUGCAGAACAGGACCACUUUAAGAAGGAAACCAUCUACAAGUUCCUGAAGCUCCAGCCGUGUGGUAAGAAUGGCUACAGUCCACUACACCUGGCAGUCGACCGCAACACCACCUGUGUGGGCCGCUAUCCCGUCUGCAAGUUCCCCUCCCUCACAGUCGCCUCCAUCCUUCUUGAGUGCGGGGCAGAUGUGAACAGCCGUGAUGAAGAUGACAACAGCCCCCUUCACAUAGCUGCAUCCAACGGUCACCCUGACAUCAUGAACCUGCUGAUAUCAUGCGGGACUCACUUUGACAGCACCAACGCCUUCCAACAAACGGCCUGCGACCUCCUGGACGAGAAGGAGCUGUCCAGGAAUGUAAUCCAGCCCAUUAACCACACCACGCUGCAGUGCCUGGCCGCCAGGGCCAUCGUCAAGCACAGCCUCGAUUACCGGGGAAACAUCCCCGAGAAACUAGAGGCCUUUGUCUUGCUCCACAGAUAAUAAUCGUGAAGAAGGGGAGUGGAUGGAUGAAAAGAGGAGAGGGUGUGAUCACAUCAAGUGGACUGAACAGUCUGAGGAGCAUUUUAGUUCAAAGCCUGACCCACAAAGUGUUUGAGGAGCAGAAGGACACAAUUUUGUGGGCGAGGUUUGCAAACUAUUUGGAGUAUGAACUUGAAUAUUCGUGUGGACAAAAAUGUCUUCAUUCAACCAGAAUAAACUGAAAAAUAAGUAAACGGGGGAAUGAGUUACCAUUUUCUUCCUCUGUUUGCUCUCAUGGAGCCACAGCUCUCAGAUCUGUGGGGAUGUAUUACGAGCAGAUUGCAACAUGGACAAACAUAGUUGUAUCUCUGGAUGAACUGAGCACGGGGUUUACAUAUUUUUGCUUUAGAAAAAUUUGACUUUUUUUUUUUUUUGCAUAAUCCACUAUGCUAUUUAUUGAAUGAAACUUGAGAGAUUUUUCUCCAUGCUGGCUUCAACCCAGCCUCAACUUUGCCUGCUCCUCUCUUCUCAAAACAAAGAUUGAGGCAUUUCUACAUAUGCUGGGACUUCAGGUUAUUUUUUUGUUCGUCCCAUCACUGUUGCCAACAGUCAUGGACCCUUCCUCAGUUACUCUUAGGUUACUCUUUUUUUGUACUUUUACAAAACAUUUAGUUAUUGUCAUGCAACUCUGGAUAUCUGCCAAGUAGUGUGGAUUCUAGACUCAUUUGUCGUUCCCUCUUUAGUGUAUAACAAAGCUUUACAAGAAGGGUUUAAUGUCUGCGAACACCAUAAGUGCUUUAUUCUUCCUAUGCACAGGCUAGGCUGUUGGAAAGAGAGACUGUUGUAUUCUGUGCCGGCACUCGUCUGUGCAAUAUCUCAUGAGUUUUUGUGUUUACCUCAUUGCUGCCGUUUCCUUCAGUAUCCCCUCCCUUCACUCAGAGAAGGAAGGGGAUACAAAACCAUUGUACUGAUUGUUGUAAGAAGAGCGAAUGAAUUGGAGUGUAUGUGUGUGUGAGUGCCACAGUGUGUUUCUUGUAUGCCGAGUGUUUUUUUUUGAGCUUACACAAAUUAUUGAGGACAAGAGUCUGGUGAAGUGGCACUCAUGGAGAUUCCAUAAUGCACAUGACUGCCACUCCGACCCACAACGGCCAAACUCGGUGUCUACAACAGCUGGAGUGUGCAGGCUUGUGCACAGAAGUGACCUCUUAAUGUGUUACAUGGCUGACCUUUGAAAUGCCAUCGUUCUUUUAAUAAUCAUGAUCAAAAAGGAAAAAAAAAAUCUAGGGUUGGCUACCAACAUUGGCCCACUGUGCAUGUGCAGCAGCAGCAGCAUAUCAGCCAACCGGUCACUGCAGAGAACCUUUCAUGAGAACUCCUAGACUCCAAACUAGACGACAGCUAGGAUAGUUCUGCUGGUUUUUUACAACCGUCAUCCAAUUGUAUGAGAACUGAAGACAGCGGGAGGGCGCCUUGACUUACAGAAUAGUAAAGCUUUGUGAAUUAUCUUGUUUGCACAUUAGCUUUUAGAUGUGUGGGUUGAAAAAAGGGCUUUUCAUAAUUCAUAGGAUUUCAUAUUGCAGUCUAUUUAACCUGACAGUUCAAAACCAGACAUAGAAAAUGUAUGAUGACUCCCAGGGCAACUUGAUUUGAAUCUGCACUUUACUACAGCGGAGUUUAAGAUUUGAUAUGGCAUUAAUCAAGUUCAUGUCUUAAUAACCAGUUUGACAAUAAACCCAUGUUGCACUUGU
Messenger RNA from Plectropomus leopardus (leopard coralgrouper), 3955 nucleotides. It is a transcript of the gene fem1c, whose product is annotated as fem-1 homolog c. NCBI's taxonomy places the organism in Eukaryota, Metazoa, Chordata, Actinopteri, Perciformes, Serranidae. Gene Ontology annotation, molecular function: protein binding. The record is from RefSeq and is a predicted model, not a curated record.